AUGUAUGAUCUAUCAUUUUAUAAUAAAUCUAUCAAACGACAUUUUAAAAAGAAGAUUUUAAUGAAUCUUGAAGCAAGAAGUGAUGAAAAUGACAAUGGGUUUAAAGAAACACCAGUAAGAGCUUCUGCAAAUGUCCCCUCUACGAAUAAGUGUUUGCAAAUGAUACACUUUAACGCGUUUAAGAAUGAGAACAUAAAGAAAAAACGAAAACAAAGCUACUUAGUAAAGGCUCAAAAAUCAAAAGCUAAGAGAUGGGUAACAUCAUCAAGUUCAUCAUAUACUAAUGGGCAUAGUACGGCUAGCUCUAAGGCCUGCCCAAACCACGUGCUUUCAAAACAGAAGGUAGUAGAAGCCAAUUUAGGCAGUAACUAUCAGGCCUUUAAUCGAAAGAGUGCACUCGAUACAAUGAUAAACAACGCGUGCAGAAAUACUUUAAGAAACAGAAUAAUCGAUAGCUCAAUAUAUAUCCAGCAAAUAGGCAUUAAGGCAAUGCUAUUUACAAAUUACUUUAUAUUAGAAAAUCUAGAACCAAUACCAGACUGUAUCUUCAAGCAAAAUUAUUGUCGAAGAACUUUAAAGUACUGUUAUCAGUUUGUUUGUGGCGUCAGUCCUAAAUGGGAAAAUUGCCACUCACUAUCAGAAGAUCUUAAGGAACAAAUCAAAGAUAUAUGCCUACCACUAAAAGGACUUUUGCCAAUGGAGGCUACUUUGGUAACUCUUUCAGAACAAACGCGGCUUCCUUUGCCGCGACUUUAUGAUUUAUAUCCUAAUCCAUCGAUGCACGUUCGGUCUAUAGCCAUAAGUAUCAACGGUAUACGUAUACUUCUUUCAUUGUCGCUUCCAAGGGCUUAUAAUGACCAACUUAAACUCAUUUCACCGUUUCACAGCCUCCAAUUAAAGCUGUCAUAUUUCAACUACCAAGAAGUCGAACAAGAAUAUAUGCCCGUUUUUAUUGAUCCAGACAGAGCUGAAAAAGAACGAGAGCUUAACAAAAUCAAAAGUUCCAUUCCCACCCCAGAAAUUACAUCUGAAUUCUUAUAA
This is a messenger RNA of Phycomyces blakesleeanus NRRL 1555(-), 1041 nucleotides long. RefSeq lists its product as hypothetical. The record is from RefSeq and is a predicted model, not a curated record. Bases 1 to 1041 code for a protein of 346 amino acids. The transcript is spliced from 11 exons. NCBI's taxonomy places the organism in Eukaryota, Fungi, Mucoromycota, Mucoromycetes, Mucorales, Phycomycetaceae.